Messenger RNA from Varroa destructor (honeybee mite), 2843 nucleotides. Its product is annotated as puromycin-sensitive aminopeptidase-like. Lineage: Eukaryota; Metazoa; Arthropoda; Arachnida; Mesostigmata; Varroidae. Gene Ontology annotation, cellular component: cytoplasm; membrane. Gene Ontology annotation, biological process: peptide catabolic process; proteolysis. The record is from RefSeq and is a predicted model, not a curated record. Gene Ontology annotation, molecular function: peptide binding; zinc ion binding; metalloaminopeptidase activity.
CGGAGAUAUUUGUUUUCACAGAUCAGACGAUAAACAUAAGAUCGUGUUGUUAUCGCGGCGGCAAAUCAAAUGUUAAGCCUUACAGAUCGACACGAUGGCGGAUCGCUACUCAAUAUCAACCUUGCGUCUCCCUCGAAACGUUGUUCCGAAUCAUUAUUCACUUAAAAUAAAAAUCGACCUCGUCAAGUGCAACUUCAACGGAUCAGCUGAAGUUGAUGUCACGGUGAAUGAAUCGACUAGUUCAGUUUUACUUAACAGUUUAGGAUUAGCAGUCAGUGAAGGCGAGUUUCAGUGUGGGUCAAAUACAAUCUGUGUAAAGGAAACCCAAGAGUUAAAAGCUGAUGAAAGGAUCGAAUUCAUCUUCGGAAGGCCUAUACAUAAAGGCACUGGUAUACUUCGGUACUCGUUUUCGGCUGGCCUCAGCGAGGACCAGCGUGGCCUUUACCGUUGCGAGGCGUGGGAUGAGAAAAAUCGAAGGAUGAAUUUUGCCGCCACCAGCUUUGAGUCUGCAGACGCACGCCGAGCAUUUCCUUGUUGGGAUGAACCUGCGCUCAAGGCGACGUUCCAAGUGACCAUGAUAACGCAAAGGCCAUACCUGGUUCUAUCUAACAUGCCUAUUAUUGAGCAGAAAAAAUACUCAGAAGAAGGCUGGCUAAUGACCCUAUUCGAGUGCACUCCCAAAAUGAGCACAUACCUGCUUAGCUUUGUUGUUGGCAGGUUCAACUACAUCGAGGCCUUCAGCGCGCGGAGAGUUCGUAUCCGAGUGUACGCUAUGGUUGAUAAAGAAAACCAGGGAGAGUAUGCUCUACAGACUGCCGUCAAGUCGUUGGACUUUUUCGAAAACUAUUUUGAUAUACCGUACCCAUUGGCCAAAGUCGACUUGGUUGCCUUACCAGAAACUUCCGCGGGUUCCAUGGAAAACUGGGGCCUCAUCACAUUUCGGGAAACAAGUAUUCUUUUCGAUCAGAUCGACUCAUCAACUAUGCGAAUGCAGGGGAUUGCUUUAGUAAUCUCUCACGAGAUGGCGCACCAGUGGAUCGGGAACCUGGUUACAAUGGAAUGGUGGACAUACCUUUGGUUAAAUGAAGGAUUCGCCCAAUUCAUGGAAAGCCUCUGCGUCUCUAAAUUUGCGCCAGAGUUCGACGUCCUGACUCAGUUUACGGCAAAUACGGUUUCUAAAGCGCUGGAGGACGAUGCUUUGGACAAUUCUCAUCCGAUCGAGGUAGAAGUGGAGUGUCCUGCGGAGGUCGACGAAAUCUUCGACGCCAUUUCCUACAAAAAGGGAGCUUCAGUUAUUUGGAUGCUUUACAACUACAUUGGCGACGAGAAGUUUCGCACGGGACUGUCAACAUAUCUAUUGCAACAUGCUUACGGCAACACCUCAUCGGAAGAUCUGUGGCUUACACUAUCUGAAGUGAGCGGAUUACGCGUCGGCGAUAUGAUGAAUUCAUGGGUCAAGCAGAAAGGCUUUCCUCUUUUGUUCGUCAAGUGUCGUAAAUUGGGUGCUAACUGCGUCCUUGAAAUCAAGCAAGAAAAGUUUCACAGUCUGGCUGAGAAAGCGAAGUACGCAAAGCAGGCCUUAUGGAAGAUUCCCAUUGUGAUCGGGGUACCAGGUAUGAAGAACACAGUGGUCCUCAUGGAAAAACCUAAGGAGGAUAUUUUAAUUAAAGGCGCUUCUAAAGCUGCAUGGAUUCACGUGAAUCACGGUGCCGCGGGUGUCUUCCGUAUUCACUAUGACGAGCCAAUGCGUAAAGCUCUUCUUUUAGCCAUUCGGAACAAAAGCUUGUCGCCUAUGAAUCGAUUCAUUUUGCAUUCCGACCUCCUUGCGCUUGUAGAAGCUGGGUAUGCGUCUAUGAAAGAACUACUUGAGCUGACGGAGGUGUAUUCGUCUGAGACAGACUAUUCGGUAUGGACAUCCGUCUCCACCCUAAUGACGAAGCUCGAAAUACUUCUCGGACACCGACCCGAGCUCGUCGAAAGAUUGCACGGAUUUGGUAGAAAAUUGUAUAGCGAGGUAUUCAAGGGUCUUGGGUGGGACUCAAAACCUGACGAGAAACCGGCGAGGGCAAUGCUACGAGCUUUAGUACUGGGCAAAAUGGUGAAAUUCGGCGAGGAGCAGGUAUUGAAUGAAGCACAACGGCGCUUUGUUGCGCAUGUGUCCGGUCGAAACGAGCUUAUAGCCGAUUUACGGAUGCCAGUGUACAGGGCGGUAGCACAAAUGGCUCAUAAUCAUCCUGAAACAUGGGAUCAACUUAUGAGUCUGCACCGAAAAGCCAAAGUCCAAGAAGAAGCCAAUAGGGUGGCGAUAGCCCUUGGCUCGGUACAAACGAGACCCCUUUUAAUUAAAGUUUUAGAAUUUGCGGCAUCAAACGCUGUGCGUUAUCACGAUAGCGUAUUGGUGAUGGAGAGCGUAACCCAUUCAGCGAUGGGACAAGAGCUUGCUUGGGAGCAUUUCACUGCUUUAUUUGAAACCUAUAACCGCCGCUACAACUCGGGUUCACGUUUUCUCCGUCUGAUUAGAGCGUCAGCAAAAAAUUUCUGUACAUUCGAAAAAGCCAAAGAGGUGAAGGAAUUUUUCCAAAAGGUUCGUGCCAAUAUACGCUCCGCUUACAUUUUUCUAUUGUUCUGGAUAGUAAAUCCGAGUAGCGGUCAGGAUACGAAUCGGAGGCCUUCACCGCCCUUGCACGCAUGCGGACGAAAAAUACGGAUGGAAAUUCGUGAAAGUCUUAGGUACACCCUAAAUUGAUGGAUUCCUUGUUUAUGAUGGAGUGGAUUACCUGUUGCGAUGAAGGUGAGCAGGAACGCUCGAUGUGGGAUUGAUUCACUGUUAAGUCUGACCUACC